AUGGCCGCCUCCCAGGUCGACUCCCAGCAAAACGGGGCCGCGCACCAGCACCUCCGCCAGCGCCGCACCUCAACCACCGCGACCGCAACCGAAGCCAUCGUCCAUGCCGUCAAGACCCUCGAGAAGAAAGCAGAGUCAACGCUCCUCCUCCUCUGGGACGACCUGCCCGCCUGGCGUCGCGACAACGCCUUCAUCCUCUCCGGCUACCGCAGCGCCACCCGCGGCUCCUACGCCCACGCCCUGCGCUCCCUCUUCUACCUGCACAACGAAUCUGUCAACAUCUGGUCCCACCUUGUCGGCGCCCUCGUCGCUGCAUCUGCCGCCGCCUACCUCUACUGCGCCCUCCGCCCGCGCUAUGCGUCCGCCUCGCCCGCCGACCUCGCCGUCUUCUCGUGCUUUUUUGGCGGCGCCGUCUUGUGCCUCGGCAUGAGCGCCACCUUUCAUGCCCUCAUGGAUCAUAGCGAGGAGGUGGCCCGCUGGGGGAACAAGCUCGACUACACGGGCAUUGUCGCCCUCAUCAUGGGCAGCUACGUGCCGGCAUUGUAUUAUGGGUUCUUCUGCCAGCCUGCCCUGCUUACCGUCUACCUGUCUGUGAUAUCCCUCCUCGGCGCCGGAUGCGCCGUCGUCUCCUGGAUAGAGACGUUCCGCACGCCUGCCUGGCGCCCCUACCGAGCCGCCAUGUUCAUCGGCCUCGGCCUGUCGGGCGUCAUCCCCGUUGUCCACGCCAUCACUGUUCACGGCUACCAGGUCGUCGAGGACAGGAUGAGCAUCUCCUGGGUCAUUGCCCACGGCGCCAUGUACAUCUUUGGUGCCGUCCUCUAUGCAGUUCGCUGGCCAGAGAGGAGCUUCCCCGGGGCCUUUGACAUCUGGGGCAGCUCCCACCAAAUCUUUCACUUCUGUGUCCUGCUUGCCGCGGCGACGCACUUUUGCGGCAUGAUCAAGGCUUUUGACCACCAUCACACCGUCAUGGGAUCGCAGUGUCCGAUUGAGUGA
Messenger RNA from Hirsutella rhossiliensis, 993 nucleotides. RefSeq names its product hemolysin-III related domain-containing protein. The coding region runs from base 1 to 993 and encodes 330 amino acids. The record is from RefSeq and is a predicted model, not a curated record. The transcript is spliced from 3 exons. Gene Ontology annotation, molecular function: signaling receptor activity. Lineage: Eukaryota; Fungi; Ascomycota; Sordariomycetes; Hypocreales; Ophiocordycipitaceae. Gene Ontology annotation, cellular component: membrane.